This is a messenger RNA of Pomacea canaliculata, 8717 nucleotides long. RefSeq names its product PR domain zinc finger protein 16-like. Gene Ontology annotation, cellular component: nucleus. Gene Ontology annotation, molecular function: protein binding. The record is from RefSeq and is a predicted model, not a curated record. NCBI's taxonomy places the organism in Eukaryota, Metazoa, Mollusca, Gastropoda, Architaenioglossa, Ampullariidae.
UUCAGGUUCGACAAGAUGCGAUCGAAACCCAAGGCAAGAAAACUACUGAAUGAUGACAAGGAGAUGCUCAGUGUAGUCCCUCGCAGAGGAGCAGAAGGACAUGAUCCCGGCAGUCCAGAAGGUCCACACUCUACAGUGAGGCCGACAUUCUCAGUGUCCGACCGUCCGGACAGCUACUUGCUGCCUCCAGCAUCGGGCUGCCUGUCACCUUCGCUGUCCACAGGAUCGUCUUCAGAGAUCCCUGGUGUCCUGCAGGACACACCUCACGAACGAGAGGCAGAACCUCUGUCCUUGGCCAUGAAGGCCGAGCAUCCACUGACCCACGAACUGCAGGAUGUUGAUGUCCCUGACGACUUCGAGAUUCGUGAAUCCUACGUCUACCCGGGUGUGGGCGUUUGGAGCAGGAUUCACCUACCCCAAGGGCACAAGGUGGGGCCAUUCAAAGGCGUCUUGAAGAGUGCUGUGGAGGAUGCAUCUUGCGCCUGGGAGCUGGUUGACAAAUGCGGCAAGGUGUGCGGCUGGCUGGACGCAGGUGAGGCCGGCACAGGUAACUGGAUGAAGUACAUCCGCUCCACCGAGCAACUGCUGCAGCGCAACAUGAUGGCCGUGCAAGUAGACGAGCAGGUGUUUUACAAGACGGUGAGGGACAUUCGUCCAGGUGAAGAAAUGCUCCUGUAUGCUCGCGAUGCCCUUUACCCAGAGAUGGAACUGGAGUCUAUGCACAAAGUUGAUGAAGACAACCAGGCGUACCCGUGUGGAGACUGCGGAGAAGUGUUUCGCUCGAAGGUUGCCCUCCGAAGGCACCAGACCUAUGCUUGUUCCAAGUCACAGAGCUACGUCCGCAGCAUGACCCUCGACACAUCGCAGGACCGCGUGGACAGCGAUGGAAAAAGUCUGGACAGUGAGAACUCUGGUAUGGAACAAGAAGGUGGUCAAGAAGGCGAGUACAAGUGUGACCAAUGUCCAAAGUCUUUCCAGUGGAAAUCGAAUCUGGUUAGGCAUCAGGUAACUCACGACGAGGACAGACGCUAUCCGUGUGAAAACUGCGACAAAGUCUUCACGGACCCCAGCAACCUCCAGCGUCACAUCCGGUCCCAGCACGUGGGGGCCCGGUGCCACGCAUGCUCAGAAUGUGGCAAGACGUUCGCCACUUCCUCCGGUCUGAAGCAGCACCAGCACAUCCACAGCAGCGUCAAACCCUUUCAGUGUGAGGUGUGUCUGAAGGCUUACACUCAGUUUUCCAACCUGUGCCGACACAAGCGCAUGCACGCGGACUGUCGCCAGCAGAUCAAGUGCAAGGACUGCGGCCAGGCUUUCUCCACUGUCACCUCACUCAGCAAGCACAAGCGCUUCUGCGAGGGCGCGCUCCGAUCGGGGAUGCGCCUGUGCUACCCGCAAGACAAGCUCAACCCCAUGGCCCUGUCUCCCGGCAGCCAACCUUCGCCCCACUUCAAUCCCGGGUACAUGAACCUGUACAGUCCCCGCCCACCCUACUUCUUCCCGCCACUUAGCAGCGCUUUCCCCGUUCUGCAGCCAGGGCUCCCUCCAGGAAUGCUGGGAACAUCCCCCUUGUCUCCAACCUCAUUAUCCCUAGGACACGCUGGGUUCGUUUUAGACAAGCUGGCAGCUUCUGAGUCCGAGGCAGCCCCACAGGCGACAGGGAGUCGAGGUCAGUCCAUGCAAAUCCAGAAGGUCGCCGAGCCAGGCGAGAUCGUGUCCUCACCCUUCUCCGCCAAGCACUUGCUUGAGACAGCGGCAUCCCGACUAUCCCACAAGAUCUCUCACUUGCCUUCCCCCGUGGUUUCACCUCCCAAACCUGCGGCUGAGUCCUCAGGCUCCUCGGACAUGCCCUUCGACCUUUCCAAAUCUGCCCGCAAGCACGAAACGCGCUCUCCUUCCUCACCUAAAGAAGAGUCCCUGACGUCACCGCCACCCUCCAGACGAUCCUCGUCCAGAGACGAUGCUCCCUUGGAUCUGAGCAAGAAGGCAGUGCCGGAAGUUCUCCCCGUGGAGACGCCAAGGAAGACGCAUAUUUACGGGGGAGAACUAAGGUCGCCGGUGAUCCCUGAACCUAAGUACCCCGCGUUCCCCACCUCCGUCCCGUACCCGUUUCCAGCCCCCGCCUCGCUAAUGGAGUCGAUGCUGAGACUGGACAAAGAAAAGAUCAGUCAGUCGUUUCAGCAGGAGAUGGUCAAGUUCAUGGCCUUCCCUCGUUACCCGAUUCCCGGAAUGCCGACAGCCUUCGGUGCCGCUAUCAACCACCUAGGCAUGCUGCGCCCAGAGAUGGACAAAUCCUUAUCCCCGAUCCUCAAGAUGGACAAGGUGCCGGAUGGCGGAAGCCAUCACUCCCCGCACCAUCCUUUCCCCUAUGGUCCACAGUCGGUGCCGGCCGGGGCCAGCGUCAGCAGCAAGAUGAAGGAGCGAUACGCCUGCAAGUUCUGCGGCAAGAUCUUCCCGCGCUCGGCUAACCUGACCCGGCACCUGCGCACUCACACCGGGGAGCAGCCUUACAAGUGCAAGUACUGCGAGCGGUCCUUCAGCAUCUCGUCAAACCUCCAGCGCCACGUGCGCAACAUUCACAACAAGGAGAAACCGUUCCGAUCCCUAUGCGACCGCUCCUUCGGCCAACAGACCAACCUGGACCGACACCUAAAAAAGCACGAACAGGAAGGUCCACACGUUGCGGACUCACCAACCGCUGAGCUAGAGAACAAGGAUGAGGCGUACUUCUCCGAGAUUCGCAACUUCCUCAAGACCUCGGAGGAGGCGGUGGUCCCAGCCAGCUUCCGCCAUCGUCGCCAAGCCCGAGAAGGAGCGCAGCUCAAGCCCUGCCAAGAACGAUGUCUCCGACGCCGAGGACGAGAAGGACAGCGACCUGACUGUCGUGGAUGACGAUGUAGACGACGAGGAGGCAUUCUCAGACGAUGCUGACGUGGACUGCGGGGAGGAGUUGAACCUGUCCAAGUCGGCGUGGCGAGACGUGAAGCCCUCCGUGGCGGCUCUCAACAACAACGGCGGCAGCGGAGGCGACCUGGAGAAGUCCGCGACCUUCGUCAUGGACGGGGUCAAGGACGAACCUCCAGCCCAGGUUGCUGACAAAGUCAAUGGUUUGAGGUCAAGGCUGGGACAGCAGCUGCAGCUGUAGUCUGUUCCACAUAAGUUUAGCUAGAUGUUUACUAACAUGACGACCUGUCUGAAGUGGCCAACAGGACAAGUACAAGUAGGACCUCGUAGUGACUCAGCCAACUUGCUGGGCUCCAUACAGGGUAUACCAUUAGCCACCCAGAAGCUCACAGAGGCAUACCUUCUGCAAGGUAGGCGUGUACAAAUUAGAUGACACCCUGCCACUCAAAUGAGGCAUAACCGUCAGGCAUACUGAUGUGCAGAUAUAAUCUAGGCAAAACUUUAUAUCAUCUCCGCCUGCAUAGGCGCAAAAACAUGUGGGAUCGAGCUGACCUAGUUGUCCAAAAUGGAAAUUUCCUUUCAGGGCAGCAGGCUUCAUGUAUGAAAUCAGGACAUUCCUGCCCAGGAGUCAACCAUGCAGGAAUUUUCCUUUGAUGGCUGGUUCUGCAUUUUAUGGCUCUCCAAGCUCCCAGACAAUAUCUCUACUCAGUAGGACAUGGCAAGAGUGGAGCGAAUAGAAAAAAAAAUCGGACACAAGAAUUAAACUACUUCAGUUGUUGUUGUGCGGUUCAGAGACGAGUCAAAGCUCUGCUGUAGACAAGAGAGGUGCGACAGACCAAGACAUGGAGCUGUGUUUAUGGUCCAGAUGUCGCCCAGCUUGUGGAUUGUAUGUAUUACACACCGUGUAGCCUUGACAGGGCAUAGAUAAGUGUCUUAUUCAAUGGAGUUUUACUUUUUACCCUUUGUGAGUUUGCAACAUGCCAUAGACGAACAGAACCACGAGCUUAGGGACUACUAAGGAGGGGGGACACACAAACACCCACACACACACAGACCAAACAAAUAUUUUAAACCUGACUGUAAAAUGCUCGCGAAAGCAAGCAGCACUGUCAACAUAUACCAGGCCUCAAUAUCGAUGAAAGAGUUUGGAAAACUAGAUGAUGCAGCUCAUGUUGCGAUUCUGCUUCUGGAGAAUGCCGGGAUUCGACCCUGAGCUGCAAGGAAUUUUCCCAAACUUUAUCCACCAGUCCACUGCUGUUUGCCAGGGUCAUUGUUUCUUGGCCUCCCUCACGAGGACAAUCCCAAAGAUUGAAUUGCUUCCGAGGAACGCUUGCUCGACAAAGAGAUGGGUGUAAUAUUUUUAGCCAGAUACUUUUAACCUGCAACAUUGUGACUGACACUGAUGCCUCGUCUUGCAGGCUGAGUGUUUAAAGUUGGUUCGGGGAUGUAGAACCCUUCCACUUUACUUUUUAAAACAGUGUUGUUGAGAGUGAAUGAACCAGUGGGAGAGAGAUAUGUAUAUGUUUGGUGCCUGUUACCUUUGACUUGGGACCAAAAGUAAUUCCCGAUGAUAUUUUUGUAUUAUCAUGUUCUUACUUCUGCAUCUGUUUUUUGUGUAUUCCAUAGAAAUGAGCUUAAAUGUUGGACAUUCGGUUAUAUUAUGCAAACCGUUUGCAUUUUCGUUUAAACUUUGUUAAAGCUGUACAUUCCCGUACUAAAGAGAUUUUAUAAAAUAUCAUACAUUCUGCCAUGCACCGAGAAUUUACGCCUCUUUAAUAGUUUUCUUUUUAAAGAGGUCUUUACAGCAGAUUAUACAUUUAAAAAAAAAUAUGUAAGGAUAAGUGUCGUAAAUGCUGUCUAUCAAUAUUUGGAGUUAUUUUUGUGUCACUUGUUUGUGAGUUUUGCCCUGAUAGGAUUUAAAGAGGCAGAAGAAAAAUGAACAAAAAUUAAAUAAAUAAAUAAAAAAUUUGGACUCUACAUCAGGUGUUACAGAACUCCGGCACAUUUCGUUUGGUGGGCAGUUACCCGUAUAAAGUAGAGAUAAAAGUGUUCUUAAGAUGUAGAGAGAGAGAAAAGUAUCUAAAUAUGAUCCAGAGAGAAGAUUGAUCGUUAAUACUUCAUCACGAAAUGCAUCAGAUGUCAGAUAAUUGCUGCUGCUGAAUCUUUUACUUUGAAGUCUUUCUUGCUGUCAGAUGUUUGUAAGUUGCGAGGUCAAAGUUUUCUACUUACAUCUCGUCAGGAAGGAUCGAAAGCGAGGUUAUCAUACUCGUGUGCUGAAAACACUGCUGAGUAUAGCUAACCACUGAUUUUUUCCCCAAAUGUUGCAUUUCAGCCCAAAAGCUAAAAUGUCUAUCAGAUAUGUUCAUUAUUGUGUGUCCGUGCGGGCGUGUCUACAUUCUCGAGAGACGAUGCUAGUUGUUCAUAGUCCCUGAGAAGUUUUUCUUCCUGUUGAUUUUUUUUUUCAGAUGAUGGUCUACAUAAUCUCGUUUUCUAUAGCAUGCCUCCUCUUUCUCCUUCUUCAUCGACUUGUAGAUAAGCCUAAUGAUAUCUGAACAUCGUCUGUAAGCGUUGAUUCUUCGAAACCCGUCCAUAUUGUGCGCCGUGCGCGCGUUCACCCUCACGCGUCACGUGAGCACGCGCUGGACGUGAAGGGUGUUGACCUUGCCUUCAGCCACCCGUGUAAAUAUUCGCAGACUCAGACUGACAGCCGCUGGCUCAUCAGUUGUUGGUUCACCUCAGCCGCCAGGGAGGUUUGUUUUAAUUUGUCUCUGAACAUGUCCCCUCUCCUCCAACCCUCCUCCUCCUCCUAUCUUUCCAUUGGCCGAGAUGGAUUCUUGUGUCGGUGUAUUAACAUGUACAUAGAGUUCCAGUUACAGCUGUUUAUUUAUUUACUUGAAGUAACCUUGGAAGCGAUAAUAUCCAUGAUGUGUUUGUUGUCUGUGUUCUCUUUUUCGGUUUGGUUUGACUGCCAGAAAGUCUGCGCUUUGCAAUUCUGCCUUGCUGUGAUUUUGUAGACAUCUCUAGCUUUGAACCUGUCAUGCUACUACUUUCCCCUCUCCCUCACCCCCCCCCCUGACCCACCACCAGAUGUAUGUAAUGUACACAUAUGUAUAAUAAGUUCCCAUUCUUCAUUUUGUGAGUUCAGUCCUCGAGUUCAAAAAGGCUGUUUGUGAACUUAAGCUAUUUGAGAAAUCUGCUCGAAAGAAUGGUUAGUACAUAAAGCGACCUAAGCAGAAAAGUACGUAGGGUUGGUUGGGUUUGUUUUUAUUAUUAUUAUUCACACAUAACGCAAAAAUCGUUACACCUUCAUGUUGAGGCUCUGACAGUUAAGAUAAAGAUUAAUAUUGUUCCUUUAUAAACUAGAAAAAUUCACUUUUUGAAGAACUCGAUAAAGGAAAGGAAGAGUGGGAGGAUGGUGUACUAAAGGGAGAUCAUUCUUAAGUACCAAGCAAAGAAAGUGGAGGGUGGGAUGAAUAACAUACAGACUUGUAGCUCAGUGCCGUUGAACGUUUGCGUUAGUGUUAACUUUUAUUCUACCUCUGUUCGUGUUUGUCAUUUGUUGUAAAAUAUUCUAUAAUCAAAUGACCCGAUCUCAGUUGUUGUUUCUUAUUGCUUUCUGAUUCAGCCAGCUAUGUUCCGCUUCUGUAAGAAAUACGAUAAGAAAUGUACAACAGAGCUGUGUUCAGUAAGCGAUUUUUUUCCAAUAGAAAACAUGAAAUUAUUGUAGACAGAAAUUCUCCUUGUUUGGAUUCGAUAAAAUGCUCUUAUUUGCUUCCUUUGGUUAUUUGCUUUUUAUGUUUUGCUUACAUUCUAGCAUGGUCAAUAAAUGAUAGCUCCGCAGUACGACUGAGAGUUUUAUCUCUCAAGAAAAAAAUUCUUAUUUCUUACUUACAACCUUUUAUUAGAGUUUUUUUUUUUCCUUUUAAAAAAAAAAAGGCGAGGAACAUUGCUCCUCGGGAUUUGACCAGUCUUUAUAGAAGACAGACUUUGUACCACAAUAAAGCUGUUGGCUUAUAACAAUUCAGUUGUCAUUGUAGCCCUCUGGCCUCGCUGCUCGUUAUUAUUCAGAGCAUCAACCUUGUGUAGAUAAGCAAUAACUUAUGGUCGCAGCUGUCGCCAUGGCUGCCGGAUGUAGGACUCGUGGACACAGCAGUCUUGACCCUGAGCUGCUGGAAGACGAGACCUGCAGCCACGGUUCUGGCAUCGCUUGCAGACGUUGGCGAAUGAGGAAAAGAAAAUAAUAAAAUUGAAGGAAAAAGAAUUUCAUGUAAUGUAGGUGUAUGGAGCGAAUGAAUGAGUCUAGUCGUGCAUGGAGUUUGUCGGUGGAAAUCCUAAGUUAUUUGACCGCAAGUUUGCGAGAGAGUCGACUAUCAUCUCUAAGGACCCACCCCUCUACCCGUGUGGUGUAUCUUAACCUCCUCAUUGUCGCCUCUAAAUUCUGACAGACUUCUCCCUCCAUCAACCCUCGUGCUUGUAUAAGGCAAGUGUGUAACUGUUUGCAGUGAGAGUGGCUAGAAGGCUUCCUCUUGUCACCUUGUGUUCUUGCUACUCGAAGUAGUUACCCCGAGACUAAGUAGUUACCCUGAGACCAGUUUUAUGUAAUCCGCUAGGAAAUGAUAUCCAGAAUAUCUCCAGGCAGGACUUUGCUUGUUGUUACAUAACCAGCUGCAUCGCUAAAUACCAUAUUUUCCGUGUUUGUGAGUGUGAGAGUGUGUGGGUGACCCCCGAGUGUCUUAGCAGUCUUUCUGAAUAAAAAUAAAAGACAACAGGAUAGUGAUUUCCUCCUCGUUUACACUCAUCGCAAGCUUUUCAUCCAGAAAUCAACAUAAUAAAUUAAAGGCUCUUAAGAGAGGCUAGCUGUUUUUUCUGUGGGCCACGCUUGUCCCCUCGUCAUUCUCUCUAGUCCUUCACGGUUCAUUGGUCAACUGCUUCCCCACCCAGUUGUCACAUGGACCGAAAAUCAACCGCAUUUCCAGGUGGUAGAUGUUCAUGGGAGAGUGGGUUCUGGUGGAUUGCUAUCAGGAAGCCAUGGCCGAUUGCUUAGUAUCGUUUUUUCUUUUUUUAUUUUUUUUGUGGUUAACCUAGCAGCAGAACUCUUCUCCAAUGAAUCAUUAAUGUCUGUUUAAUGCAGUAUUGAUGAGACACUGCAUAUUUACUACAGUUUAUAGAUUUUCGACUCUCUUAUGCACCAUUUCCCUCCGAAUUCCGUUCAAAGUCAUCCUAGUGAGGUAUAACAGGAGAGUUAGUUCAUAAAACAUCUGCAUGUACAAAACUUGAAAUAAGAGCUAGGUAUUGCAGGGUGAAUCACAUCGCAGCCAUUGUAAAACCUUUCAUCGUGGCAGUACAUCGAACUUACCUUCCUUGAACGACUCCACUGACAGGGCUGAGAUGGUUUAGUCUACCUGACCAUACUUUGACUGGUACCAGGCAUUGAGUUACUAACAGCAGUCGGCACAGAAACAAAGUGUGGCUAAGAUGUCACACAUUUGCUUGCCAUACCCUUGGGUAUUAUUUUUUUUUCAUGUUUUCUGAGAGUGCUAAGCUCCAUACCCGAAAUUCGAACAGGUGCAAAGGUUAUGGUAGGUCAGGCGAGAGGCAACACUGUGUGUGGGGUCUGGAGAUUUUGGUUUUCUCGUGUACUCGUAUAUUCCUGUAGAAGGCCGUUGGAGUACGUCUGUGACUGAUCAGACUGAAUAAGUUGUGUGCUGUUUGCGACAUUAUUUGAGUGUGUACAACUCAGAUUCUUGGCAUUUCGAUGUUUGUUGUAAAGAAGUCAUGAAAUUUUGUGAUUGAAAUAAAAAAUUAGAAAUGUC